AUGUCGGCAGACAUGACCUCGGAGCAGAUGCAGGCCAAGAUUACUGCGGCGCGAAGAGAAGCGGAAGGUCUCAAGGAUAGAAUCAAGAGGAAGAAGGAUGAUCUCGCCGAUACAAGCUUACGGCAAGUUGCGCAGAACAACACAGAACCUCUUCCACGCAUAGGAAUGAAGCCUCGAAGGAACCUCAAAGGUCAUCUGGCCAAGAUCUACGCUAUGCAUUGGUCCACGGACCGACGCCAUCUGGUUUCCGCGUCGCAAGAUGGCAAGCUUAUCAUUUGGGAUGCGUACACCACCAACAAAGUCCACGCCAUCCCCCUGCGAUCAUCGUGGGUCAUGACCUGCGCCUAUGCGCCGAGCGGCAACUUUGUCGCUUGCGGAGGUCUUGAUAACAUCUGCUCCAUCUACAAUCUCUCGACACGCGACGGGCCUACUCGUGUCGCAAGGGAACUCUCGGGGCAUUCUGGAUACUUGUCAUGCUGUCGGUUUGUAAAUGACCGCAAGAUCAUUACAUCGUCCGGAGACAUGACCUGCAUGAUGUGGGACAUUGAAACAGGCUCAAAAGUCACAGAGUUUGCAGAUCAUCUCGGUGAUGUGAUGAGCAUCAGCAUCAAUCCGACGAAUGCUAACGUCUUCGUGUCGGGUGCUUGUGAUGCGUUCGCGAAACUAUGGGAUGUCCGCACUGGCAAAGCCGUUCAGACGUUUGCAGGACACGAGUCUGAUAUCAACGCCAUUCAGUUCUUCCCUGACGGCAAUGCUUUCGGCACCGGAUCCGAUGAUGCUUCGUGUCGACUGUUUGAUAUCCGUGCCGAUCGCGAGCUCAUGUCCUAUCAGAACGAGCAAGUGCUUUGCGGCAUCACCUCAGUCGCUUUCUCAGUGUCUGGACGUCUACUCUUCGCCGGCUACGAUGACUUCGAAUGCAAAGUGUGGGACACUCUUCGCGGCGACAAGGUCGGCUCACUGAGUGGCCAUGAGAACCGUGUCAGCUGCCUAGGCGUUAGUAACGAUGGCAUAAGUCUGUGCACAGGUUCCUGGGACUCUCUGCUCAAGAUUUGGGCGUGGUAA
Molecule: messenger RNA, 1062 nt
Organism: Cyphellophora attinorum
Lineage: Eukaryota; Fungi; Ascomycota; Eurotiomycetes; Chaetothyriales; Cyphellophoraceae
Product: Guanine nucleotide-binding protein subunit beta
Exons: 5
Coding region: 1-1062 (353 amino acids)
Biological process (GO): G protein-coupled receptor signaling pathway
Cellular component (GO): heterotrimeric G-protein complex; cytoplasm
Molecular function (GO): protein binding; signaling receptor complex adaptor activity
Source: RefSeq, a predicted model, not a curated record